UUACUUUCUUAAAACAAUUAACCAAAGUCUACUUAUUAAUAAACUUUCCUACUUCACCAACAUUUUCUCACUCACCAAACACACCCUUACUCUCACUCUAACUCACAAACCCGCCAUACCCAAACCCACUCUCAGCUUCACACGAAGCUCAAAUAAAAUUACCAACCAAACCCAUCAACAAUGUCUGGCGGGCCACCGCGAGUUCGGCCGAUGAACAUCGCCGGGCCGGAGAACAAGGCGCCGCAGAAACCGGGGAAAAAGGCGGAAACUGAGGCCAAGAAAAAUGGGAAAGUGACGGCGGUUUUGCGGCAGAAAUCCAUGAACGGUUCUUGCUCAUCGGAAGCCUCAUCGGACUCUUCGCACAGCCGAGCUUCGUCCUCGUCGUCUUCGAGGUCCGGUGGGAAAUUGGCUGCGGCUGCGGCGGGGCGGAGGAAUGGAGUGGUGAGGAAGAAGCAGUGUGAGGUGGCGAUGAAGAUAGAGAAGGGCGGCGGCGGCGAUGAUGCGGCGGCGGAGAAUGGGAAUGUGGUUGGUGGUGGUGGUGGUAAUGGUGGAAUGUUAGAGGAUAAAGUUGGUUGCUUGGAAGUUAAAAAAAGAUGUUCUUGGAUUACACCUAGUACAGAUCCAUGCUAUGCGACUUUUCAUGAUCAGGAAUGGGGGGUCCCUGUACAUGAUGACUGGAAACUGUUUGAAUUGCUAAGCCUAUCAGGUGCUUUGGCUGAACUUACCUGGCCUGUCAUUCUUCACAAAAGGAACAUGUUUAGGGAAGUUUUUUUCGAUUUUGAUCCAAUUGCUGUGUCAAAAUUAAAUGAUAAAAAAAUAGCUGCGCCUGGAAGCCCUGCCAGCACACUAUUGUCUGAACUGAAGCUACGAUCCAUCACUGAAAAUGCCCGCCAAAUUUGCAAGGUCGUAGAGGAGUUUGGAUCGUUUGACAAGUAUAUUUGGAACUUUUUAAACCACAAACCCAUAGUUAACCAAUUCCGAUACUCCCGUCAAGUUCCAGUCAAGACGUCAAAAGCAGAGUUCAUAAGCAAAGAUCUAAUAAAAAGAGGAUUUCGUAGCGUGGGGCCAACAGUUAUUUAUUCAUUCAUGCAAGUGGCGGGUUUGACAAAUGACCAUCUCAUCGGUUGUUUCAGAUACCAGGACUGUGUUUUUGGAACUGAAGUAAGAGAAAAGGAUGAUGGCCUUAAAUUUAAGACGGAAUCAAAGAAUACAAUCGAUGUAGGAUUACCAAUAGUUUUGGAUUGCUAUAACUCCUCGUAAUAAUCAGGUAAUGUUUGUUCAGUCGUUGUCUAUAUUAUGGGUUGUUGAGUAUUUUGUACAAAAGGUUACCACUAUUAAUGUAAGUAGCUGCAAACUCUGUAUUUUUGGUAUGCAAUUAUUAUCUGAGAUGGAUUGACUGUCCUGCCAUAUACGAUAUUAUUUUCUUCAUUCAAGUUGAUAAUAUGUUGAAAAUUAUUACA
This is a messenger RNA of Mercurialis annua (annual mercury), 1460 nucleotides long. RefSeq lists its product as uncharacterized. The record is from RefSeq and is a predicted model, not a curated record. Gene Ontology annotation, molecular function: DNA-3-methyladenine glycosylase activity. The transcript is spliced from 5 exons. Bases 181 to 1260 code for a protein of 359 amino acids. NCBI's taxonomy places the organism in Eukaryota, Viridiplantae, Streptophyta, Magnoliopsida, Malpighiales, Euphorbiaceae. Gene Ontology annotation, biological process: base-excision repair.